AUGGCAGCGCCGGCGCGGCGGAGAGAUACAGCUGGGGAGGUGGCGGGAGAGCUAGUGGUGUGGGAUGGAGGUGACGGUGGUAAUGAUAGAUUUGUUUGGGUGUCACGGUGUGCUGGAGGUGGAGUGUACUGGUGGCUGGGCGUGGUGGUGAUGGAAUGGAAUGUUGAUGGGGCAUGUCAUGCUCCAAGCUGCAGCGACUCCAGCAAUGUCAUAAUCUUAGCUGGAAAAGUGAGGAGAAAAGAAAAAGAAGAAGGGGGAGAAGAAAAGGUGAAAAAUAAACAAAAGAAGAAAGAAAUUAAAAAUAGUACACGGAAUAAGGUUGAGUCGCGUUUCUAA
This is a messenger RNA of Gryllus bimaculatus (two-spotted cricket), 336 nucleotides long. Lineage: Eukaryota; Metazoa; Arthropoda; Insecta; Orthoptera; Gryllidae. The record is from the annotation of a GenBank genome assembly.